Messenger RNA from Pyricularia pennisetigena, 201 nucleotides. RefSeq lists its product as uncharacterized. The coding region runs from base 1 to 201 and encodes 66 amino acids. The transcript has 2 exons. Lineage: Eukaryota; Fungi; Ascomycota; Sordariomycetes; Magnaporthales; Pyriculariaceae. The record is from RefSeq and is a predicted model, not a curated record.
AUGUUCGUUUGUAUUGCCGAUGCAGGCUUGCAUGCGGUAAGCAACCCGAUCACAUAUAUGAUUCUCGAGGCUCCAUCUAACAUGGAUGGUGCCAUCCGACCCACGAGCUCACAGCCGUCGUGGCACAGAAUGGCACCGAACCGACCCAAGUACGUGGAUUCCCAGCUACACAGCGCGACUUUGAUCUGGCUUCGCCAUUGA